UUUUAUUUUUAUUUUAUUUUUAAAGAGGAAAAAUAUUAAAAAAAAAAAAGACAAUUUGAGUGUGGAGUUGACAAAUGUCGAAACAAAACCUCAGAAAAUACGGGUAUAUUUUACCGACAUAAGAUAAUCACUCCAAAACAAUCAUCGAUGAUGAAUUGGAAUUCAAGGUUUUCAUGAUUUUUACGACUUGGGAUUUACUCAAAAGACUUUUGAUUCCUGCAACACUUGUUACCAACCUUCUUCCUUAAAAAUCUAUCAUCAAAAUUCAGGGAUUAGGAGAUAGAGGACUGCAACGCGCCUCCAGGGCAAGUGGGGUCUUGUCCCAGUUGUAGCAGAGAGGAGAGCAGAGAUGGGGUUAGAGUUUGAAGCUUCAAGGACAACAGUGCAACUGGGCAGACAUGGGGGACAUGUUUCCACAUGAUAGGACUCUGUCCACGCGCUUUUGAAGGAGAUUGGGGUUUGGGGUUGGUGUUCUUUUCUAAGUGGUUUCCAGUUUCAACCCUUUAUCUUUUUAUCUCAGAGGCAUUGUGGACAUGGAUUUUACGUGGAUUCGAGGGUUGUUUUGGGCAAGAUAUUUCUCUCUGUCAAUCUCUCCAUCUGGAGAAGCCCAAAAAGGAAGAAUCAACAGUGGUGUAGUGAGAGGUAGAAAUUCCUGAGAAAGGUAGAGAAAAAAAAAAAGAAACAAAAGCAUAGAAAGAAAAUGGAAAAGAAAAUAAUGGCUACAAUAAUUCUGGGGAACCAAAGACACCAACACCAUCAACAACAGCCAGAGAUUGUUGUUUCCUGACCUUUUUUUUUUUUUCCUUAUUGGGUUCAGAUCAUUGACCCAGACCAUAAAGAAAAAGGAACAGCUGCGAGCUUUCUCUUUCUCUGUUGGUCUCGAUGAAGAAUGCUAUCUGGGUUUCGUAGAUCAUGCCCAGAUCUUAUCGUCUUUUGAUCCAGCUGAAUAGGUUAUGAAUCUUGGUGAAACUGAAGAAAAGAGAAAGAGCGGGUUUGAAUUUUCAUCUGACUAGGGGAAUUUGCCCACUUGGAUUGGUACAACUCUAGAUGCAAGAAAAGCAUGGGGAUUCUCAAUCGGGGACAAGAGAAACUUAUUGGUGGACUAAUUCUCUGAAGGCUGCUAAAAUCUGGUUGAAAUUGGUUUAAUGCCCUUGAUUAUUACUUCUCCAACUGAAGUUAUAUCCUCUCGUUCUUACUGAUGCUUUAUUUUUUGCUCUAAAGAAGCUUUGGUCUGUGUUGGGUUCUUGAGUUCAUGAGAAGGAGCUGUUGAUUUGACAUUUAAGUUAUGAUAAAAAAUAUACUUAAUAGGCUCCCAAGGAAGCCAUCUAAAUCAGCUGAGAAUCGGGAUGGAGGUGGGGCUUCUAUCUCCUCCUCAAAUGCUUCUACCAGUUCAAGAAGUAAUGAUUUAGUAAAUAACAGGUUUGGGAACUUUAAUGCUACAUCUCUUUCAGGCGCAAACCCCACAUCAAAUUCAGGACCCAAUUAUGGAAAUAAGAUCCCCCAAGCUGUGAAUAUGAAGUUAAAUGGGAAUUCGGCGGCAGCUUCAUAUGAGGCCUUGCCAAGUUUUCGAGAUGUUCCAAACUCUGAGAAGCAGACCCUGUUUAUCAGAAAGCUGAGCUUGUGUUGUGUGGUGUUUGACUUCACUGACCCAACAAAGAACCUGAAGGAAAAGGAGAUCAAGCGACAGACUUUGGUAGAGCUUGUGGAUUAUGUGACCUCAGCAAAUGGGAAAUUCACAGAAAAUGUCAUGCAAGAAAUCAUAAAGAUGGUAUCUGUAAAUUUGUUUAGGACGCUCACUUCUCCACCCCGUGAGAACAAAGUUUUAGAGGCCUUUGAUUUGGAAGAGGAGGAGCCUUCAAUGGACCCUGCAUGGUCUCACUUGCAAAUUGUGUAUGAAUUUCUUCUGAGGUUUGUGGCAUCACCUGAGACAGAUGCAAAGUUAGCUAAGAGGUACAUUGAUCACUCUUUUGUUCUCAGACUCUUAGAUCUAUUUGAUUCAGAGGAUCCUAGAGAAAGAGAAUACUUGAAAACUGUUCUACACCGCAUCUAUGGAAAAUUUAUGGUCCACCGACCAUUCAUCAGGAAAGCAAUCAACAACAUCUUUUAUCGUUUUAUUUUUGAAACUGAGAAGCACAAUGGAAUUGCAGAGCUGUUGGAGAUUUUGGGCAGUAUAAUCAAUGGGUUUGCGCUACCACUGAAAGAAGAGCACAAACUCUUUCUUGUUCGAGCACUAAUUCCGCUGCAUAAGCCAAAAUGCAUUCCCAUGUACCAUCAGCAGUUAUCUUACUGCAUCACACAAUUUGUGGAGAAAGACUGCAAGCUUGCUGAUACUGUUAUAAGGGGUUUAUUAAAGUAUUGGCCAAUUACAAAUAGUUCAAAGGAGGUCAUGUUCUUAGGUGAGUUGGAAGAAGUUUUAGAAGCAACUCAACCUCCAGAAUUCCAACGCUGUAUGGUACCCUUGUUCCGCCAGAUUGGUCGUUGUUUGAGCAGUUCACAUUUUCAGGUGGCAGAGAGGGCCUUGUUUUUAUGGAAUAAUGAUCACAUCGAGAACCUAAUAAAACAAAAUCGCAAAGUCAUACUGCCAAUUAUCUUCCCUGCCUUGGAGAGAAAUGCUAGAAACCACUGGAAUCAGGCAGUACAGAGCUUGACAUUAAAUGUCCGCAAGAUCUUCUCUGAUGUUGACCCUGAGCUGUUCGAGGAGUGUUUGCUCAAGUUUCAGGAAGAUGAAGCACAAGAGAAGGAGGUUAAGAUGAAACGUGAAGCCACAUGGAAGCGCUUAGAAGAGAUAGCUGCCAUGAAAGCUACGAGUAAUGAACCAGUGCUUGUCCCUCGUAGAGCAACCACUCAUACACCUUCUGGCUAGGGAGUGAGCACAUUCCUGAUGGUUACUCCCAAAGUUUAUGAUUUUCAUAUUGGUAUGCAUUGGGAGGAGCCAUGAUGGGGAGUUGUUAAUUCCCUUGGUUGCUUGCUGACCUUGUUUUUUCCUUUUCAAGUUUUGGUUUGUCAGGUAACAAGAGGGUUAAGGAUGAUACCACUGUGAGGGGCACAAAAAGGCCCCAUUCUGGUUCAUAAGCGCGGACUGUAUAUAUGGGGAUUGGGGUUGUUGGAGAAAGCAAAUGGGGAGAUGGGGUUGUAUGGUGCUGCAAUGCAUAGUUAAAAAACCGAAGGAGAUUCAGGUUGUUAAAUUUGGCCUUUUUGCAGUUUGAUGCUCUCAAGGGCGACAGAAAGGAAUCUUCAAUUCACAUAUAUCUGUUUACAUAUUUUUGAAUUUGGUUUAAUUAAAAGUACUCUUAGUCUUCAAAUUUAUUAUAUGUAUCAUUAAACUUGUUGCUUCUGUUAAAUGGAACUACUGUUUGCCAUGAGUUUCCAAUGUAGACAGAAAAACUUUAUAAAUCUAAUUCCGGUUAAGCCCCCAAGAAAAAGGGUUAGUAUGUA
Vitis vinifera (wine grape) is the source of this 3435-nucleotide messenger RNA. RefSeq names its product serine/threonine protein phosphatase 2A 57 kDa regulatory subunit B' theta isoform. Gene Ontology annotation, cellular component: protein phosphatase type 2A complex. NCBI's taxonomy places the organism in Eukaryota, Viridiplantae, Streptophyta, Magnoliopsida, Vitales, Vitaceae. The coding region runs from base 1286 to 2863 and encodes 525 amino acids. Gene Ontology annotation, biological process: signal transduction. Gene Ontology annotation, molecular function: protein phosphatase regulator activity. The transcript has 4 exons. The record is from RefSeq and is a predicted model, not a curated record.